Molecule: messenger RNA, 414 nt
Organism: Lachancea nothofagi CBS 11611
Lineage: Eukaryota; Fungi; Ascomycota; Saccharomycetes; Saccharomycetales; Saccharomycetaceae
Source: the annotation of a GenBank genome assembly
AUGUUCGCAAGACUUGCUCAUAGAACCAUUAACAAACAGCCCUCGUCAUGGGUCAGACUCAUCAGCACUGAAACCAGACAGGCUAUCACAUCAGCUAUCAAAUCGGCACCAGUAGUACUCUUCAUGAAAGGUACGCCUGAAUUCCCACAGUGUGGGUUUUCUCGGGCCACGGUUGGUAUGUUGGGCCAACAAGGCGUGGACCCACUAAAAUUUGCCGCUUAUAACGUAUUGGAAGAUCCAGAGUUACGCGAGGGCGUGAAGGAGCUCAGUGAGUGGCCCACAAUUCCACAACUGUACGUGAACGAAGAAUUUGUUGGAGGUUGCGAUAUUGUCAUGAGCAUGGCUCAGUCAGGCGAGCUAGCCAAACUUUUGGAGGAUGCCAAGGCUUUGGUUCCAGAGGAAGAAGUAGAAUAA